CCUUCCAGAGGCUGGGCCUGGACCAGAGCACUACUGGGUCUCUGUGCAGAGGAGAUCCAUGUGUGUGGGGAACCUGCAGCCAUUCACUUUAUCAGAGAGCUGAUGUUCACCACUGGAGAGGAGGUGGAGGUCAACACCUACAAGCGUUUAACUCCAUUUGAAAUCUUGGAUCAUGCGGUGGAGUCAUUAAACAACUUGAGACCAGGAGACUGCAUUGUCUGCUUCAGUAAAAAUGACAUCUACUCCAUAAGCAGACAGAUUGAGGCCAGAGGACUGGAAUGUGCUGUCAUUUAUGGGAGCUUACCUCCAGGCACCAAGCUGUCACAAGCCAAGAAGUUCAAUGACCCUGAUGACCCCUGCAAGAUACUAGUUGCUACAGAUGCUAUUGGCAUGGGCCUUAACCUGAGCAUAAGACGUAUCAUCUUCAACAGUCUAAUAAAGCCUAAUGUAAACGAGAAAGGAGAGAAACAGAUGGACACCAUCAGCUCGUCACAAGCUCUGCAGAUAGCUGGACGCGCAGGGAGAUUCGCCUCCAUAUAUCAAGAGGGACAAGUUACCACCAUGCACAGAGACGACCUGCCUGUUCUGAAAGAGAUCCUCAGCCGCCCUGUAGAGCCCAUACAGACUGCAGGUCUGCAUCCUACAGCAGAGCAGAUAGAAAUGUUUGCGUAUCAUCUGCCUGAUGCUACCCUGUCCAACCUUGUUGACAUUUUUGUCAGCCUGUCUCAGGUGGACGGCAUGUAUUUUGUCUGCAACAUUGACGACUUCAAGUUCCUGGCUGAUAUGAUUCAGCACAUCCCACUCAACCUGAGGUCACGCUACGUCUUCUGCACUGCUCCCAUCAACAAGAAACAACCUUUUGUAUGCACCUCCUUCCUAAAGUUUGCCCGUCAGUUCAGUCGGGACGAGCCGCUGACGUACAACUGGGUCUCUCGCCACGUCAGCUGGCCUCUGUCUGCACCCAAAAACAUAAAAGACCUCAUUCACCUGGAAGCUGUUCACGAUGUGUUCGAUCUGUACCUCUGGUUAAGCUACCGUUUCAUGGACAUGUUCCCAGACACGGCAAUGAUUCGGGAAUCCCAGCAGGAGCUUGAUGACAUCAUAAAACAGGGCGUCCGAAACAUCACCCUUCUCAUCCGAGCCACCACCUCCAUCACCGCCCCCCCGGGCAGCAGGCGGGGACAAAAGGGUGCUAUUAGUGGAAGUGCCAGCGCUGCUAAUGUGACCAAUGUGACCAAUAAAAGAGCUGAAAGAGGCCCUGUGGAAGAACUGAUGGAAAGCUCUCUGGCUGGUCGUCUGGUGAGAGACGGGCUGUUGACUCCUGAUUUGAUCCGGCAGCUGCAGAGGGAGUGGUCAAAAAAUCAAAAGCAGGAAGUCCCCAAUCAGAGCGCGCUCGAUAAAGAUCACAGAGAUAACACCAGGGUGAAAAAUAAAAGGAAGAAGUAGUGAAGAAAACAGACGGGAUCCUUGCUGCUCCUAUGGAAAGGGAUAAUUGAUACGAGCCUUUAAUAAUAUCUGGAGGUUUGAUUCAAAUAAAUCAUGUUUUUCUGCCCUGGAGGUAUCAUUCAAGCUAUUAAACAUAAACAUGUAGCUUGACAAGACCAGUGUUCAUUCAUAGUAAUUUGGUAUGGACUCCAGAUUAAUGGGUAAUUACAUGUUUUGCUUACAUUUACCCAUAUAAAAGCUGUCAUUGUAUUCUCCCUUUUCACUGGGAGAUUAAAAUACAUCACAGUGGAAGAUCAUUCAAAAGUGUCGAAUUACCCAACAACAAACUUUACUGACAUUUUACAUUUCAAUAUUUGGAUUUAGCGAAGAAACGUACCUGUUGUCACGCAUUAAUGUGGGAGAUGUGAUGUCCUGCCUGAGCUAUCGGCCCACAACUAGAAGCUGACAACAUUGUUUACCACAAUGUUUUAAUGGAGAGUCACUUGGUGUCGUAAUGCUCUUUGAGAAGCAUUGUGACCAAGAAACAUUUUAACAUGCACUGUGUGUAUGAGUGUGUGUUGUGCAGGUCUGCAAAACGUUACUUUUGAUUUCGAUCUGUAAACUCAAAUGUGAACCCUCGGAACGGCGUGAUUAUGUAUGCAACCUAAUUGAGCGGUGAAACUAAUCUGAAAUAAAUGUAUAUUGAGUGCAGCCCUGUAAGUGUCCAUAUACAGAUAAAAUGCAAUAUUUUUUUCUUGUUUGUAUAUUUAAGAUGAAAAUAUUAGUCAAUUAAAAAUGUACUGUUUUAACGGUCUUGAUUUCA
This is a messenger RNA of Notothenia coriiceps (black rockcod), 2248 nucleotides long. It is a transcript of the gene supv3l1, whose product is annotated as SUV3-like helicase. Gene Ontology annotation, biological process: mitochondrial RNA 3'-end processing. Gene Ontology annotation, cellular component: mitochondrial degradosome. The coding region runs from base 103 to 1446 and encodes 447 amino acids. Lineage: Eukaryota; Metazoa; Chordata; Actinopteri; Perciformes; Nototheniidae. The record is from RefSeq and is a predicted model, not a curated record. Gene Ontology annotation, molecular function: hydrolase activity, acting on acid anhydrides. The transcript has 10 exons.